AUGGACGAAGCCGUGAGACCCAGCUACAAUCCUAACUUCACGGAUCGUUUGCUUGUAGGCUUCUUCCAUCUCGUCAACAAGUUCGUCCCAUGGCACAAACUCCCCAGCUUGGUCGGCGCCCUCAACUUAGAGGCCUUACGUGUCGAGCUUCGCCAGUACAACUUACACGAUGUCUAUCCUUCUGGAGCCGCCCAGGGCACUCAGUCUACCGUGCCUAUGCCUGACAAGCGAUUCGAGACUGCUCGUAACUCGGAUGGCAAGUUCAACUCGACUGAAAUGCCACUCAUGGGAUGCGCGGGGAUGCGCUUGGGCCGCAACUUUCCCAGGGCCUUUUGCCCGAAGCCUUACGACGAGGAUCUGUGGAAUCCAAAUCCGAGAAUGCUGAGCGAACGCUUCAUGGCACGGAAAUCCUUUAUCCCGGCCACGACGUUGAAUUUGCUGGCAGCAGCGUGGAUCCAAUUUCAGACACAUGACUGGUUCUUCCAUGAGAAUAGCAAGGCGAACUACGACAUCCCCCUCCCUCACGGAGAUAAGUGGCCUUAUGGCAAAAUGGAGCUGCCACAGACAGAACCGGAUGCAGUCCUCAGUGAGACCGACAAAAGAUGCCCUGGCUACAAGAACGUCAACACGGCGUGGUGGGACAGUUCACAAAUCUACGGCUCGAGCGAGGAGGUCACCACCACGCUGCGAAACAAACACAGCGACGGCAAGUUGCUGCUCACCAAAGACUGCCGUGCACAGUUCCUGCCGCGUGACGACCAGGGCAACCCUCUAACGGGCUUCAACAACAACUGGUGGAUAGGCAUGGAGAUGUUGCACACGCUUUUUGCGCUGGAACACAAUUCCAUCUGCGACAUGCUGCGGCGAAACUACCCAGACUGGACCGGCGACCAGAUCUUCGACAAGGCUCGGCUCGUCAACUGUGCGCUGAUGGCCAAGAUCCACACGGUGGAAUGGACCCCAGCCAUUCUCGCCCACCCGACCCUCAAGAUCGGCAUGAGCGCGAAUUGGUGGGGACUCGUCGGCGAGUCCUUGACGAAGAUGCUGGGCCGCAUCUCCAAGACAAGUGAGGUCAUCAGCGGCAUCCCGGGCUCGGGAGUCGAUCACUUCGGCGUGCCGUAUUCCCUCACCGAGGAAUUCGUUUCGGUUUACCGUAUGCACUCUCUGAUUCCGGACACGAUCGCCUUCUUCAACGCACGCGACGGCGAAUUCAAAACCCAGACCGAGGUCAAGCACAUGCUCUUCGGCGACGCCCAGAAACCGCUCGACGGGCCUCUCACCUUCGCUGACGCCUUCUACUCCUUUGGCAUCAACUACCCUGGUGCAAUCACAAACUCGAACUACCCGGACUUUCUCCGCAACCUGACUACCCCAGACGGGCUGCACCGAGACAUGGGCACCGUGGACAUCCUGCGGGACCGGGAGCGGGGGGUACCGCGAUACAACCAGUUUCGACGACUACUGCGCAUGCCGCCGGCCAAGACCUUCGAAGACCUGACCGGCGGCGACACGGCACUGGCUUCGGCCCUCUCAGACGCCUACGGCGGUGACAUCGAGUUGGUGGACACACUGGUUGGGUCGCACAGCGAGCCGGUGCCCGCCGGGUUCGGUUUUAGCGACACGGCGUUUCGCAUAUUCAUCCUCAUGGCGUCCCGACGGCUGAAGAGCGACCGCUUCAUCGCGGGCCAGUGGAACGCGGCGACGUACACGAAGGAGGGCCUGCAGUGGGUGCAGAACACAGGCAUGAAGGAUGUUCUGAUCAGACAUUUCCCCGAGCUGAAGCAGGCGCUGAACAAGAAGAGCCUCAAGAAUGUCUUUGCUCCGUGGGAGAAGUUGCCUGGGUCCGUGUCGUACAAGGGUGUCGAGACAAAUCCGCCACCAAAGAAGAAAAAGUAG
This is a messenger RNA of Cladophialophora psammophila CBS 110553, 1896 nucleotides long. RefSeq lists its product as uncharacterized. The record is from RefSeq and is a predicted model, not a curated record. Gene Ontology annotation, biological process: response to oxidative stress. Gene Ontology annotation, molecular function: oxidoreductase activity, acting on single donors with incorporation of molecular oxygen, incorporation of two atoms of oxygen; heme binding; peroxidase activity. Lineage: Eukaryota; Fungi; Ascomycota; Eurotiomycetes; Chaetothyriales; Herpotrichiellaceae. The transcript is spliced from 3 exons. The coding region runs from base 1 to 1896 and encodes 631 amino acids.